UAAUUAGGUGUCAGAUGCCCUUAGUAUGCUGAGACUGAGGUUUGGGGAGCCGGUUCGAUUCAAAUUUCUUAUAGGAAUGCUAAACAGUCAAAAUAGUGGAGCCUUUCAAAUCGCCUGCUUGAGAUUUCUGAACACAUAUAUAGAGAGUGCAGACGGUGCUCGUGAGCGUAUUCAUAUUCAAUCUGAACUAGAACAAGCUGGACUAGAUAUACAACAACUUCAUAAACUUCUUAGUCAGGUUGGGAGCAAAUCUGAGCUGUUGAAAGAUGAACUUAGCAGAUGGCAGCAAAACUAUAUUGAUGUAAACCAUCUUGUUCUAUCAAAACUAGAAUUAGAAUCCAAGGUUCAGAAACUUGAAACAGAACUCUCAAAACUCAGGGAGAAGAAUUUAGAGCUAGAGACUAGAAACCUGGAGCUAGCAAAGUUUGGGAGCCGGAGAAAAGUAAGGAGCACUGAACCCAUAGAACCCCGCUGGGUUGAAGGGAAGGAGAGAGAAGGAUGGAGAGAGGAAAGUGAUCACGACAGCGGUAAACACAGCGACAACUCACUCAGCCAGAGCGACAAUUGGUCGAUCCGUAAGGAGUCGCCACCACGACAAGAGCAGGGUGGGGACAGGGAGAAGGGGGAUGCGGAAGCUGAAACUAUGGCGGAUUGGAAGCAGGAUGAGAAGGCGGAAGGUUCUAAGAAUGAGCUUGAAGAGAAGGGUAUUCGUGAGGUUAAUCUAACCCCAGGCAGUGGACUGCAGAUGUUUACAGAUACUGAUUCCGACAAAUCCUCUUACUCGGAGAAACAAGAGAAAGAAGAUAAUAGAGAGAUUGGGAGCAAUAAGAAACGGAUUGAAAUAGAAGGAGAACCGGUUACUGUCACAAUUAUAGAAGAUAUUUACACUGCCGAGAGAAAUGUUUCACAGGAGGAGACAGAACUGGUAGAAAAUGAAACAAUAACAAUUGAUUCCUUUUGUAAGAAAUACGGCUUACAGGAUGUUUUGAAUGAUGAUAGUGAACCCACCAAACUCUAUUCCUUAGUCCAAAAAUCCUCCUCCGUAGUCAAAAAACAAGACACCGAACAAUCGGAGGUCACAAACUUCUUCAAAUCGGAGGAUAAACGUAUAAGCGAAUCUACAACUAUCGCGACCUCUGACGAGGAGAUGGAUCUACCGAGUAUGCGACGAACUCCUCGGCCUCCAGUUCGACGUCGAACUCGAUGUGCUCCUGCUGAGCCCCGACCUAAAUCUACCCCCAUCUCAAGAGUGGAAUACAAAAAUAUAUUAAAUAAGAGAUCAUCAGCCGAUGCCAUAAAAGAUAAAUCGGAAUUCAGUCCAGAUUUCAAAAAAGAUACAGAGAAAGAAAGAAAAGAAAAAAGAAACGGGGAAAAUAAAAUUGAGAAUAACGCGGAAGACAAAGAGAACAGCAGAGAAGGCGGAGACAGAGGGGAGAGAAGGGAAAGAGGAGGAAGGAUUGAAAGAAGUAAAAGCUCCGCCGUCUCCCGAUCUUUACCCGCCAAACCUGACCGGAACGGCGUAAGGUCAAAAAAUAUAAUUCAGGAUUUUAGCAGCAGAGAGCCGAGUGUAUCCAGCUAUAGAGAAAGUACAAGUAGAGAACCCAGUGUCAGAGAGCUGGGAAUAAGUAGAGAAUCAAGCGUGAGAGAUAGCAGAGAGCCAAGUGUUAUCAGCUACUUGGAUUUUAGCCGUGAGUCCAGCUUGACAAGUCGGAAGGAUUCUCAGGGACAGAUUAAUAGGAGAGACUUCAACGGUAGCAGAGACUCCAGCAUCAACCAGUCUAGAGUAUUUAACGGUAGCAGAGACUCCAGUAUCAACCAAUCAAGAGACUUCAACGGUAGCAGAGACUCAAAUAUCAACUUAUCUAGAGACUUGAACGGUAGCAGAGACUCGAAUAUCAACCAAUCUAGAGACUUCAACGGUAGCAAAGAGUACAGUAUCAAUAAGUCUAGUAUCAACAACGCUAGAGACUGCAACUCCAGCUUUUCUGACUGGAAUACAAGGCAGAUAGAGCACGGAUAUAGAGAUAUAAGCUCAAGAAAACAGAGACCUGUAAAUAGUAGAGUAGUCUCUAACGGUCAAAGAGGCGGCAGAAGUAGAGUUGAUUCAUUUCGUGACGAGUUGUUUGAAUAUAUGGAUGAGGGAAGGUUAUUGGAUGACUCUAGGGACUAUCUUCAGAGCGCAGGGUCUAAUUUCAAUACACUAGAAACAGUUUCCGCAAGAUCAUUUGGUUACGUUCGGCCGGAGGGAAAAGUGGAAGAGUCAAAAACUAAGGUUAAAAGACACAAAUCCUUCUUUAACUCUGAGAGCUUAAAAUCGAAGAAGAACUCUAUGCUACGAAGAGCAGAGAGUCUGCAUCAAGGACUAGAGGGAGGAUACAGGUGCGUACAGAGGUCCCCAAAACUAUGUGGAACAUAA
Eurytemora carolleeae is the source of this 2416-nucleotide messenger RNA. RefSeq lists its product as uncharacterized. The transcript has 12 exons. NCBI's taxonomy places the organism in Eukaryota, Metazoa, Arthropoda, Copepoda, Calanoida, Temoridae. Gene Ontology annotation, molecular function: actin filament binding. Bases 26 to 2416 code for a protein of 796 amino acids. Gene Ontology annotation, biological process: cell migration; cortical actin cytoskeleton organization; regulation of cell shape. The record is from RefSeq and is a predicted model, not a curated record. Gene Ontology annotation, cellular component: cytosol.